AGCCAGAAGACUGCUGACAAGACCGAUGGAAAGACUUCAAAAGAGUCCACCCCUCGCCACCACUAUGAGCGCACUACAGGUUCAGCAGAGGAGGGUCUUUUGAUCACUUCGCCUUCACGUGACAAGCUUGAACCAUUCAUCCCCGAUGAUUGGUCCACCCGACGCUCAUCACGAAGGACUCCACCAAUCACAAGUCCCGUCAAAGAUGGCCCCAGCAGACGAAGGUCCAAUCGUGCCUCCUCCGUCGUCAGACCAACCCCCACCAGGGACUGUAGGUCCGCAGUAGGAGGCCGGUCCGUAAGCGUUGGCCCAGAGAACCGCUCACCGAAGCGCACCUCCCGCCCACCCUCCACUCAUGCCACUGCCCCCACGACCAAGCCGGAACGACGCCCACGACCAACGUCCCUCUCCACUAGUGCUCGCCGCAAGGGUACUGACGCUUUGCCCCACCGCCCUUCCUCCCACGAUGAUGGUAGCGUGCCUAAGAAAGCCUCUAAAGCUAAGACUCAUGACCACACUGCUUCGCCUAGGAAGGGUGAGGACAAGAGCAAAGUGGAGAAAAAACAGAUUAGUGAGGAAACUGACUCUAAGAAGGACAAAGAGAAGGAGAUUGUGCCCAAGGAUGGACCCAAGGACAUUGCGAAGGAUGGAGUUAAAGACAGCCCCAAGGAACCCGUUGAGGCUGUGAAGGAGUCCAGCGCAAGGAAGUCGACCCCCGAGCCCAGAUUCGACCCCGAGAAGUACGAACCAGUGGUCAAGACUCCCCCAGAGCCUACCCGAGUCAAGUCACCAGACCAGGUUGGUAAAUGGAUGAUGGUGAAGAGCCCUGACCCAGUCAACUGGACCGUUCCCCUGGAUACCGGCAAGACCUUCACUGUGACGCACAACAUCCCAGAAGCCACUCACUGUUUGAGAAUACCGAGAGGUGAAUCAGCACGUGGAACACCUUCUUCCGAGUACCGCCAUGUGUUGGAGUCACGUACUCGCCAGACACCCGAACCCACCAAGCUGAACCAAGGUUCACUUGCAGGCACUCCUGUGUCUGCCAUUGCCUCUGAAGCCAAGUCCCACACUCAGGAGCCCUUCAAGCCUACCACUGCCACAACCGUAGAUCCUAAGACUGAAGAAAAGCCAGUUGAGAAGAAGCAGGAGGCAAAACCAACAGAUAUCAUCAAGCACGCUGAACCAAAACCCGUAGAGACUAAGACCCCAGAAGUGAAACCAGAACAGAAGCUGGAACAGAAGCCAGAGCAGAAGCCUACAGAAGCCAAGGCCCCAGAACCAAAGCCCACUGAAACCAAGGCACCAGAGCCUGUUUCAGCUGAGGUGAAACCAGCUGACACCAAAGUCCCAGAGACUAAGCCAGCUGAUGUGAAGGCACCUGACACAAAGCCUGUAGAAACAAAGGCACCAGAGCCAAAACCAGCUGAAGCCAAGUUGCCACAGACAUUUGAAAAGGAAAAGUCAGAACCACAGCUCUCUGAUAUCAAAGCCUUUGAGCCUAUGAAGAAGGAACAGACCCCUGAGCCAAAGAAGUCAGAGCCUCAGCCCCUCCAGCAGCCGCAGCCUACACCACUGGCCCAGCAACCGCAGGCACCACCAAGUCCAACUGCACCUAAACAGGCUUCCCCUGUGGAAGACGUUCUUCCUGCUUCAGGUGCGGUUGAUCCUAUGACAAUGUCCAUGUUUGGCUCCCUCAAUGGCAUGAAUGGCAAGAGCUCAGGUACACCAUCUCCUACCAAGCCUGAGGUGCCCCUUCCCUCUGAACCUGCAAAGGAUACCAGUUCAGCUGAAUCAAAGCCUGUUGGUGUCCGCAGUGUCCCCGGCACUAACCUUAGGUGCCUCGACGAUCCUUCCUUCAUGUUUGACAAGCCAUCUGUAGGUACAACUAACUCCCCCAAGACUGGUUCAUACAAGGUACUUGAUGCUCCAACUGAACCACAGCAGCCAAAGAGUGCUGGUUACCGUGUAUUAGAAGCCCCAGGAGGUCCUUCUGAGGUUAAGGAUGCUCCUGAGCAGUCUCCCACAAAGCCAGAGCCCCCUGUUAAGCCUUCACCUUACAGGGUGCUUGAAGCUCCUCUUGAUCCCCCAACCAAGCCCAAGGGCUCCCCUUACCGUGUACUGGAGGCUCCAGAUGCCCCUUACUACCCCCAGCCACAGAGUGUAGGUGCAGCACAGGAGUCUAAGCCCCCUUCCCUUGUCUCCCCGUCUUCCGGUAGGACGGUAACUGAUGCACUAGACAAGGCCCGUGCCCGUUUUGAUUCCUUCUGGGGGGGCGCAAAAGAUAAAGAUCCUCCCAGCAAAGUCUAGGUGCCCAAAUCCAAUAGCCAUGUUCCAAUUUCAAGUGAGAUAUCUAUGAAGAUAGUUUGCUACAUGAACAGUUACUAAAUUUGUAGGUAACAAUAACUAAUUUUUUUGGUGCAUCUUCAUGGAUAUUUCUAAUAAGCCGAAGGAUGAGCUGUUAACAACCAUUCCAUGCAGAUUUUGGUGAUGUAGAAAAUUUAUGCCACUGUCAAUGACCCCACAUUCAUGCUGGGUUCUUGGUCAACAGCACAUCUUCGGUAUAUGAAAUGUUGAGAAACCCACAGGCCAUCAAUUCAGCCAGAUGUUUAAUCGCAAUACUCAUACUAUUUUUGUUAGUUGUCAUAGAUGCUAUUUAACUCUUUCUGGACUUCACUCAAGGCUACGCAGUAUAGUAUUUCCUGUGGGUUUUUCUUAUACGAAGCACUUGCUAGUAGGCUAAGAAUGUGAGAUUGUUUAUAAUAUGACCGAUAAGGUCCAUUUUAGUUUCUAUAUGUUUAGCUUUUAUUGAAAAUGUGAGAAUGAAAGGCAAGCCAGAGUCAUGGUGUUUGCAGGGAAUGCCAAGUGUGACCAGAGAUUCAGAUAAUUUAUCUUGUUACAACCAUUCAACUUGUCAUCUGUUUACGGUGGCUCAUUACAUUAUCUCAGAGAACUGGAACACUGCCAGAACUCCCAAGUGUGAAGUUUUGGAGUGUAAGUGUCAUAUUUGUUGAAAGAAAUGAAAUAUACUAAUGAUGCAACACACUUGUGUAGAACUUUUAAAAAUGCUGAUUUACAUUUUGGAUGAACUUGUCUUAAACUUUGAGGAAAUUAUGGGUAUUCUCUGAAGUUUAACAAAUUGAUAUCAGCUGAGAGUACUGUAUUCUGGACCUUCAGAGUAAAAUGUGUGGCUGAAUUGACAGAUAUUGUUUGAAUGAACAUAUGUUAUGUUAGGAAAUAUUAAAGUAAAAAAAAAAAAAA
Molecule: messenger RNA, 3261 nt
Organism: Penaeus monodon (black tiger shrimp)
Lineage: Eukaryota; Metazoa; Arthropoda; Malacostraca; Decapoda; Penaeidae
Product: proteoglycan 4-like
Biological process (GO): negative regulation of centriole replication
Molecular function (GO): microtubule binding
Source: RefSeq, a predicted model, not a curated record